Rhipicephalus microplus (southern cattle tick) is the source of this 2409-nucleotide messenger RNA. Its product is annotated as BET1-like protein. The record is from RefSeq and is a predicted model, not a curated record. NCBI's taxonomy places the organism in Eukaryota, Metazoa, Arthropoda, Arachnida, Ixodida, Ixodidae.
GCAUCAUCCAUAUAUCUGAUGAAUCCAAAAUGGCGUAUUACGCAAGUGCGUCUUCGUUGUCGCAAUGAGACCCUGCGCGUCAACAGCACUACGCCGGCUCACGCUGAAAGCUGUCGUUAAUCGCAAUUAGAGCUCUCGGCAACGGUGGGGAGUGAAGAAAAGUCUACGGGAGUGCUUCGAGCAGUGGACGAAGAGGAGCGCAGACCAUCCGAUACGUGAACAAUGGAAGAAGAACGACUUGAAACGGAAAACCGGCGUUUGGCUGACCAACUGUCCAGUCAGGUGUCUCAUCUCAAGAGUCUGGCCUAUGACAUCGAACUGGAGACGAAAGAACACAACCGCCUGCUUGGAGGACUGGGCUGGGACUUUGACGGAUCUCGAGGCAUUCUCUCUGGCAGCAUGGGCCGCGUCAACAAGAUGCUCAAGUCGAACAAGUCCAACCGCCGGCUCAUGUGCUACGUGAUUCUUGGUGUGGUGGUGCUGGUUCUGCUUGGCUACACGUUAGCCAGUAGGGCUACUCGUCAGUGAUGUCGCCCGAGCAAUGUAAAAAAAAAGCACUCGUGAAGGACUUCCUCUUUGUUUUGACACCUUGACAGAUUUGAGGUUUACUGACAACAACAGAAUGCCUAUUUUUGGAGUCAGUUAGCUGCAGCAUUGCAGCUGUUGUGUUACCCUUCAAAAUGUUACCCUUGAAAACGUUACCCACGAAGGAAGAUAAGAGAGGAGCGCCGGCAUUUGUCUGGGAUGAACUGUGCAAUGCGGAUGUGGACAUCUAAUUCAUUAUUCUGCCCUUCCCCCUCUGCUCCUACUCUUGCAUUUGCACAUUCUUUCUACCUCCCUUGUGCACUAUGCCAACUACACACAAUGCAUUGCACCAUCGGUCGAGGUUCACAGAAAUUAUUCAGCAACCCGCUCUCAACAGCACAUGAGCUGACUGGCAGCAGCAAUGAUGGCAGUUUGCUCGUUGCAAACGACAAAUAGGUAAGCAAGCAGACGUGGCAAUGCGUAAACCUGGGCCGUAUGUAUAGCAACCACAUAAAAACCUCUCGUUUGUGGCUUUGCUUGAGAAAGACGACUCUCCUCCACUGCUUUUCUUCAUACGUAGUGUCAUUUGGCAAACACACUUUGAAGCAAGAUCUGGCAUUGCAGAAAGUAGUGUCCCUUCCAGAUGAGUGGAGUUGGCACUCCUGUCUAAUCUUGCUCCAUGGCCUUACCUGUGCAGCUGUUGUACUGCUUUAUAGCUGUUAUGCUUUUGUAGAGAUAAGGGAGAAAAACAAUGCAUUCAACAUAAAAACACCUUCAAUAUGCCCAAAAUUUAUUAUAUGCAUAUUCCUUAUAAACAUAUAUAUGUUGCACGGUAAACUUUGUUAUAUAGGAUCAUUUAUUAUAUAUCUGUUUGAGUGACAUUUUACUAUACUACCACAUUUUUGAACUCAUACACUGGGCCAUUUUCUUUUUUCAAAUUAUUACUUUGUUGUAACAAGUUGAGAUAUCCAAUACCACCUUGUUUAAUUUUCAGCGCGAGUAGCUUAGUCGUACCAUAACGUUUCAGUUCUGAUGAGAUUUCUCACGAACAGGCACGAAUAGACUAUGACACUGGCGUGUGCGCUCAACUGCUUGUGUAAUUUUUUACUUACCUAACAUUGAACAUGCAUUUAAAUUGACAUCAAACAGCUCAAGGUAUUGGUUGCUUAUUCUACCAUUUAUUCAUUUUUUGGCUACUUUAUCUGUUGUGGGGACCAAGGUGGCUAGUUUUGAUUACAUUCAGGGGUUUCCAUGGGAACAUUUGGAAUUUGUGACUUGGAACGUUGACUGUAGCUCUAUCCCUAUUUUUGUCAGCCCACUUCAGGCAUACUGCAUAUUUCGUGCCCGGUGAUUCUAUAGCAAACUGUAACCUGCUCGUCUAGGAACUAACAUAGGGAGGUAAACUCAUACAAAGCAUCUUGCAUUAAUACAAACUUGCCCUCCUCCUCAAGACAUGGCAGCCUCAACAUAACAGUCUUGCUUAUUCUCAGAUUUUUGGCGGCAUACCAAUUCCUCACAUUGUUUUAUUUCAGGACAGUAGCCUGUUUAUUGCUAUUGCAGAAAUGUGCCCGAGUUUAUUUUGUCCGCACUUCACUUAGAGGAUACCAUAUUUCGUCCUGCACAUUUUUCAAAAGUUCGUAGAUAUGAAUUCAAGGCCACCAGCUUGGUCAAAGAUGGGAAGCAUAAUGCCUGGUAUGUGUCAAGUAAUGAAGACAGGUAGCUGACAUUGAAGGUAAGGGUGGCAAGAAGUAAAGUUGGGCUGUUUGCACAAUGUGUGAUAUGUGCAACAAUGGGGCUGUCUAAUAUGACAUUCGUACGUGUUGUUUUCCUUAUAUGAGUGACAAACAUGGUGAUGAAUAAAAAGUAAUGGUAUUAGUUAAAACA